AGCUCCUCUGCGACCAACACUAACAUGUCUGCGAAACUGAUCCUCGUGGUGGGCGCCCUCACGGCCGUGGUCUCCGCCGUCCCCCGUCCCGACACUCCUCCCGUCUACGGCCCUCCUCACCCGACCUACAAGCAGCCAGGAAUGCCCUUCGACUUUAGCUACGCCGUCAGGGAUCCCUACUCGGGCAACGACUACGCCCACGCCCAGACCAGCGACGGUCACGUCACCUCCGGAUCGUACAGAGUGGCUCUUCCCGACGGCCGAACCGAGAUCGUGGAAUUCAGCGCCGAUCACGACAACGGCUACGUCGCCAACGUUGCCUACGAGGGGGAGGCCUCCUACCCCUCCCCCGCCCCCUCCUACCACCCCGCUCCCUCCUACCACGCCCCCGCUCCCUCCUAUCACGCCCCCCCUCCCUCCUACCCACCACCCACUUCCUAUCCACCUCCCCCACCCCACCCACAUCAAUAGAUCCCAUCCAUCCUCAGCGCAUAGGCGGCUCUGCCAAAAGCUCCUUGCUCAAGAAAUAUCCAACGCCAAAGGAAGGACUUUCCAAGCUCAAGCCACAUGAAAAUUCACGCAACGGUCACAGGGUAAACCAAGGUGCUUCCUGUGCUUCAGCAGUAGGUGCCUCAUUAUUUCCACAAGGAAAUUUAUCUUAACAUUGGCUUACUCGUCCUGUUUAUGCUUACACAAGUGAGGCGUCGUUUAGUCUCUGUAUUCUAUUCUUGUUAAUAAAAGUUACUCGAUUAA
This is a messenger RNA of Penaeus monodon (black tiger shrimp), 753 nucleotides long. RefSeq names its product cuticle protein 18.6-like. Gene Ontology annotation, cellular component: extracellular matrix. The transcript is spliced from 2 exons. Lineage: Eukaryota; Metazoa; Arthropoda; Malacostraca; Decapoda; Penaeidae. The record is from RefSeq and is a predicted model, not a curated record. The coding region runs from base 25 to 471 and encodes 148 amino acids.